AUGAGGCAAUGGCUAUUUCCACAAAAAUAUUAUCAUCAAAGCAAAUGCAAACAUUGUCGAAAUAAAAGUUUUUGUAAAAGACAUGGAAAUAUUCGUUUAGUUCACAGAGAUGUGUUAGACCCUUGCAUGUGGAUUAAUCGACAUAUUGAGAAUCAUUAUAAACCUUUAGAAUUACCCUGGACUUUGUGUUUAAAAAGUAUUUUCCACUGGAACAAUGAAACUUUAAACAUAUGGACACAUUUAAUUGGAUUUUUUAUUUUAACUUAUCUCCAAUAUUGGACUUUAUUGGAGGCAUUGCCAAGUGUUCAAGCUCCCAUAAUUGAUUAUCUAGUUAUGACUAUGGCAAUGCUUUGUUGCCAACUUUGUAUGUUGCUCUCUUCUGCUUACCAUAUUUUUGGUUGUCACUCUCCCACACGUCGAAAACAAUGGCUUAAAGCUGAUCUUUUUGGAGUUUCUGCUGCUUUAGUUGGUUUAUAUAUGUCUGGAUUGUAUACUUCUUUUUACAAUUUCCCUGAAAUUCGGCGUUUUUAUGGAACUUUAAUUGGAGCAAUGUCUAUAACAACAUCUUUAUUUGCAACUAGUCGAUUUUCUGAAAGAAAUACACAAAAAAGAAUUGGGUUAUUAGAAUUACUUUAUUUGUCAAUGGCUUUAAUAGCUAUGGCGCCAACUUUGCAUUGGAUACAGGCAAAUUAUAAAUAUUUUGAAAAAAUGUUUAUGAUAUUCGGAUAUACCGAUAUACUGAUAUAA
Molecule: messenger RNA, 747 nt
Organism: Meloidogyne enterolobii
Lineage: Eukaryota; Metazoa; Nematoda; Chromadorea; Rhabditida; Meloidogynidae
Source: the annotation of a GenBank genome assembly